AUGGCAGAUAUAAUCAGCCUCAGAAUCGGGGGGAACCUGGUAGCGAUCCAGGCCAGCAGGUUCUCCACUCACCUGCACUUCCACUGUGCUCCUGGAGAGGUUCCUGAAGAGGCCAAGGGCUGCUACUACCCCUGCCGCACCUUCUGGGGAAAAGGAGCCAAUCACCGCUCUGCUCAGGUGCUGCUCCUAUUGGUGGUCCCGGGUCACCUGAUCUUCCUCUACACCAUCCACCUGAUGAAGAGCGGACACACCACGCUGACGCCCAUCUUCAUGUCCGUCUACCUGGCUGCUGCUCUGCUGCAGGUGUUGCUGUUGUUGUGCAUAGCGGACUGGAUGGUGCACUCCAUGUGGCGCAGCGGCAAAGACCCCGACAGCUUCUCCAUCCCCUACCUGACGGCUCUGGGGGACUUGCUGGGCACCGCGCUGCUGGCCCUCAGCUUCCACUUCCUGUGGGUCAUAGGGGACCAGGACAGCGACGUGGGCGACUGAGGAGACGACAAGGACACGAAAAGGCAUCGGAGGUGACGGGAACACACUGACGGCCAUGAGUAAGGGGACGCUCUCUGCUUCCCUUCAACCCCAUGCUGGUUUUAAAACUUUUGUUUGUUUUUUGUAUUCCCUUAAAUUUAGACUGCUCUCAGUACGGAUUUCGAUCUGCAUAGUUUGCACAAAAGCACUUGCAUAUUAUAAUGCUGGUGUUAAGAGGAGCAGGGAGGACACCUGGCUGUGGUUUACUCAGUUGGAGGUCUUCUACUUUUAAAAAAAACCUCUUUUGUUGGUGAUUAUUUUGGGAAUAAACCUCCCACUGUGUCACAGACUUUGUUACCUGCUUUGUGUUUUACUGCUUUGCUACGUCGAGUCAGCGGAGCGACACGGAGAGGCAAGAGAAGAUUAUCAAUACGCUUUGAACCGCCGUGUCAGCAGAUCCACAGGCGGUUAGAAGAAUGAGAUUCAUUUGUAUUGAUGGUCGGAGAAUUCGACAUUUCUUUCAGUGUACAUUGUUUUCUCUGCAUGUUCUCUUUCCAUAGACUAACCACAUUUCAACCACAUUGCUUCCACUAACAGUAGGUAGAGUUCUGUUCACGACAAGCACUUCAAUUCGAUGGAAGCUAUCAGAGUUUAUCAUUAGCUCAUUAUACUAGAUUAGAUUACACUUAGAGUAACGUGACUUUCCACACACACCUUCAUGACAACACAGUUUAAAGGUACUACAAAGCAAAGCAGACAAACAGGGAAAUUAAAUAACUCUCUGUUACCCUUAUCAUACGAACAAGCUAUCUCUACACUGCAAUACAGGAAUAAUGCUGUUUUUCUUAUUUAUCACAGUUUUGGCGAUCAUUACUCGGCCUUACUUAUUGGCAGGGACUUGACUACCUGUCUGAGA
This is a messenger RNA of Notothenia coriiceps (black rockcod), 1384 nucleotides long. Its product is annotated as solute carrier family 41 member 2-like. Lineage: Eukaryota; Metazoa; Chordata; Actinopteri; Perciformes; Nototheniidae. Bases 1 to 489 code for a protein of 162 amino acids. The record is from RefSeq and is a predicted model, not a curated record. Gene Ontology annotation, molecular function: monoatomic cation transmembrane transporter activity. The transcript has 4 exons. Gene Ontology annotation, biological process: monoatomic cation transport. Gene Ontology annotation, cellular component: plasma membrane.